Messenger RNA from Synchiropus splendidus (mandarinfish), 2801 nucleotides. RefSeq names its product GTP binding elongation factor GUF1 (gene guf1). Gene Ontology annotation, biological process: positive regulation of translation. Gene Ontology annotation, molecular function: GTPase activity; GTP binding; mitochondrial ribosome binding. The coding region runs from base 216 to 2234 and encodes 672 amino acids. The record is from RefSeq and is a predicted model, not a curated record. NCBI's taxonomy places the organism in Eukaryota, Metazoa, Chordata, Actinopteri, Syngnathiformes, Callionymidae. Gene Ontology annotation, cellular component: mitochondrion. The transcript has 17 exons.
AGUAAAUCGUCACUCACAACCGGCAGCAUGCCUGAAACUCAUGCGUUAGUGCGACUUUUACGCCACAAAAACUAAACUUUUUAAUUCAUGCAUUGCUAUAUAUUUAUGUUUUCAGCGCAUCAGCGCGAGUCCUUGUCUAAAUUAUCAUCCUAGCUCGAAGUUUAGCUCCCCGGCUAACGCGGCUAACCUGACAUGUUGUAAACAACUGGGUCGAUAUGUCGUAUUCUCUCGUUAAAAGGUGGCGUGGGACGACACUCUUCAAGUGUGUCAAGCAGUUUGCAUUGUAUGAUAGGAAACAGCAUGCGUGUCACUUUAAAGGCUCAGUUUUAAGACGGUUGAAAAGGCUCCCUGUGGUCACCGGUGACCUCAAGAUGAUGAGCAGCCAAGCUGACAAGGAGGGUAUCGAUGUGGCCAAGUUCCCCACAGAUCGCAUCAGGAACUUUUGCAUCAUCGCUCAUAUCGACCAUGGCAAAAGCACUUUGGCUGACAGGCUGCUGGAGAUGACAGGAGCCAUCGCCAAGACUGCGAAGAACAUGCAGGUGCUGGACAAGCUGCAGGUGGAGCGGGAGCGGGGCAUCACCAUCAAGGCUCAGACUGCAUCAUUGCUGUACAACCACCAGGGGCAGCGGCACCUCCUUAACCUCAUCGACACACCGGGUCACGUCGACUUCAGCUACGAAGUGUCUCGCUCCCUGUCUGCAUGUCAGGGCGUUCUGCUGAUCGUCGACGCCAAUCAGGGAAUCCAAGCGCAGACUGUUGCCAACUUCUACCUGGCCUUCGAGGCUCAGCUCACCAUCAUCCCAGUCAUCAACAAGAUUGAUUUGAAAAACGCAGAUCCAGAGCGAGUGGAGGCCCAGAUCGAGAAGGUGUUUGACAUCCCAGCUGAAGAGUGUAUCAGGAUCUCUGCUAAACUAGGCACCAACGUGGAUAAAGUUCUGCAGGCAGUGGUGGAGAGGAUCCCUCCACCUGCGGCCAGCGUGCGUGACCCCUUCAAAGCCCUGGUGUUUGACUCCAAUUUCGACCACUACAGAGGUGUGGUGGCCAACAUCGCCGUGUUCGGAGGCCGGGUGCAGAAAGGCGACAAGAUUGUGUCGUCGCACCUGGGGAAGACCUACGAGGUCAACGAGCUGGGCCUGCUGCGGCCAGAUGAGCAUCCGACUCAGAAACUGUUUGCUGGUCAGGUGGGCUACUUGAUCGCUGGAAUGAAGGACGUGAAGGAAGCUCAGAUCGGAGACACGCUCUACAACCAGCAGGAGCCUGUGGAAGCUCUUCCUGGGUUCAAGCCAGCCAAAGCCAUGGUCUUCGCUGGCAUGUAUCCCAUGGACCAGUCGGAAUACCCCGGCCUUCGCAGCGCCAUCGACAAGCUGACCCUGAACGACUCCAGUGUCACGGUGCAGAGAGACAGCAGUCUGGCCCUGGGAGCCGGCUGGAGACUGGGCUUCCUGGGUCUUCUUCACAUGGAGGUUUUUAAUCAGCGGCUGGAGCAGGAGUACAAUGCCUCUGUUAUUGUCACAGCGCCCACGGUUCCCUACAAGGCCAUUCUGUCGUCGCCAAAACUCAUCAAGGAGCACGGUGCUGAAGAGAUCACCAUCGUGAACCCUGCACAGUUCCCAGACAGAUCAGUGGUGUCUGAGUACCUGGAGCCCAUGGUGCUGGGAACCAUCCUGGCUCCUGAAGCGUACACCGGGAAGAUCAUGGCUCUCUGUCUGAACCGCAGAGGAACCCAGAAAAACAUGGUUUACAUCGACGAGCAGCGCGUCAUGAUGAAGUAUCUGUUUCCUUUAAAUGAGAUUGUGGUGGACUUUUACGACCAGCUCAAGUCCAUGUCGUCUGGAUACGCCAGCUUUGACUACGAGGACGCAGGCUACCAGGCGGCAGACCUCAUCAAGAUGGAGUUCCUGCUGAACGGACGUCCCGUGGAGGAACUCACCACCAUCGUGCACAAAGCACGUGCGUACAGCGCGGGGAAAGCCAUGUGUGAGCGACUGAGAGACUCUAUACCGAGGCAGAUGUUUGAGAUCGCUGUGCAGGCUGCCAUCGGGAGUAAAAUCCUGGCCAGAGAGACAAUAAAAGCUUAUCGGAAGAAUGUCCUCGCUAAGUGCUAUGGCGGCGACAUCACUCGGAAGAUGAAGCUCCUGAAGAGGCAAGCGGAGGGCAAGAAGAAGAUGAGGCGCAUCGGCAAUGUGGACGUCCCCAAAGAUGCCUUUAUCAGUGUCCUGAAAAUGAACAAAUAAGCUUUAAAAUUAAAGAACACCAUAGAUGAUUAAAGUUUCAAACAUGAAUGUAUCUAUACAAGGUGACGUGAGGACGCUGAGGACGAGGAGAGUUCAUCUUCUUGUGUACUAAAGUUUGACCCCAAAAGGGUCAAUUACUUUGUGUCCUCUGGACUAAAUCAGCAGCUCAAACACGACUGAACCAAAGUCUUUUCCUGCUGACUGGUUGUCUCUCAGCUUCCAUGUGGAGCACUUUAAAUGCUGUAGACAGUUUCCCACAAUUUUAAACUAUUUUAAUCCAUAAACUUUUUAAUGCAGAAGGUCAUUGUCCUCUCUGGCUAAUAAUGUUACUGAUCAUAAACAGUCGAGAAGGUUGAUAUUUUAUAUGUUAAUAUUGCUGUAGCUGUCAACAGUUAUGGCAACGAAAUGGAAGAGUUUAGUGUAUGUUGUGAACUAAGAUUACAAUAAACUUCACUGUGCUCGUAACUCUGGCUAUGAUCAUAAAGAGCCACUUGGGGGCGUCAUUGUUAUAUACAUUUUUGUAAGCGCCAACUGUCGACACUCUUUAUGUUACAAAUAUUAUCCCCG